Trypanosoma brucei brucei TREU927 is the source of this 195-nucleotide messenger RNA. RefSeq lists its product as hypothetical. The record is from RefSeq and is a predicted model, not a curated record. NCBI's taxonomy places the organism in Eukaryota, Euglenozoa, Kinetoplastea, Trypanosomatida, Trypanosomatidae. The transcript has a single exon. Bases 1 to 195 code for a protein of 64 amino acids.
AUGACAUCCUUGGGGCUGCUGCGAGGAGCUUUCGGGCGCGAGAAAACCGCGCCAACCGUGCAGAGCUGUUGCGGGGGGAGGAGGCCGGCUCGUCAACUCGAGUGGGGUUGUGGCAAGUCGCUUGGGCCGUGCUCGGUGCUAUCAAUGGGAGAGACCAGGCGGCCGCGCCGAGCAAGAGGCGCCCCCGACUGGUAG